GAGUUCGCCAACAUACCUGGGAGUUUUUGUUUCCCACGUAUUUUUAAAUGUUUUAAACAGUGUCUGUUUUUAAAUGCCUUCAGGCCCGACUGUGUGCACACCCCUUUCCCAGCUAGAAGGGAACCAACCUCUUUACCAGCCUUUUGUCCCCCACCCAAGCUCUUGCGCCCACAAGGAUUAGCUUAUAUUUUCUUGGGUUCAGCCUUUGGUAAAUUGCUAAUUGACUCCAGUCUCUUGGGAUGCAUCAGUAGAUAAAACAAAGGGCCGUUGCCUUCAUGGUGCUUACAGUCCCAGGGAGAGAGACACAGGCGAGGAAACCUGGAAAAAGUGUUCCUGUCAUCCCACCAUCCCAUCCCAACCCCAACCAGUGUCAAGAGAGAUGUUUAUGUAGUGGUCAAAGAUGGAAGAGCUGGAAACCACACGAAAUCAACUUCUCAAUUCUAAGGAGUGAGGGGUUAAAGAUGAAGGCUUUUGGUCUUUCUCCCAAGAAUGAAAAUGCUUCUGCUUGGUAUCUGGACCCUGCUAGCCUUGAUCCCUUGUCCAGGGACCACAGAAGAGCUAUUUGAAGUGUCUGUUUGGCCAAAUCCAGCCCUGGUGAAGUUUGGACAGUCGCUAACUAUCAACUGCAGCACCACUUGCCCAGAUCCUGGGCCCAGUGGAAUUGAGACCUUCUUCAAGAAAACCCAGCUGGGCAAAGGGCCUCAGUGGAAGGAGUUUCUCCUGGAAGAUGUCACAGAGAACUCUGUCCUGCAGUGCUUCUUUUCUUGUGGAGGGGUCCAGAAGGACACAAUGCUCUACAUCACCAUGUUCCAGCCACCAGAGCAGGUGAUCCUGGACUUACAGCCCGAGUGGGUGGCCAUGGAUGAAGUUUUCACAGUGAAGUGUCACGUGCCCGGUGUGGCACCCCUGCAGAGCCUCACCCUUACCCUUCUCCAGGGUGACCAAGAACUACACAGAAAGGACUUCAUGAGUUUAUCUGUGGCAUCCCAAAGAGCUGAGGUCACUAUCAGUGUCAGAGCCCAACGGGAGAAUGACAGGUGCAACUUCUCCUGCCGUGCAGUACUGGACCUGAGCCCGCAAGGUGGGGGGUUGUUUCAUGGCAGCUCAGCCACCAAGGAACUCCGGAUCUUUGAAUUCUCUCAGAGUCCGAAGAUUGGGGUGUCUUCACUCCUGGAGGUUGGGGUGGCAGACACCAUGAACUGUGAGGUGUUUAGGGUGUUUCCUGCCCAGGAAGCUGUCUUCCGAAUGUUCCUGGAAGACCAGGAGCUGAGCCCCUUCUCCUCCUGGAAGGGAGAUGCAGCAUGGGCCAGCGCCACCAUUCGGGCCAUGGAGACUGGUGACCAGGAGCUGACCUGCCUUGUGUCUCUGGGUCCCAUGGAGCAGAAAGUCAGGAGACCAGUACAUGUCUACAGUUUCCCUCCACCAGUUCUGGAGGUAGAAGAUGCUUACCCUCUGGCAGGAACAGACGUUAAUGUAACCUGCUCAGGGCAUGUGUUAACAUCACCUAGCCCUACUAUUCGGCUUCAGGGAGCCCCAAACCUCUCUGCUCCCGGGGAGCCUGCCUGGUUUCUGUUCACUGCCAGGGAGGAAGAUGAUGGCCGGAAUCUCUCCUGUGAGGCCACUCUGGAGGUUCAGGGCCAGCGACUUCUCAAAACCACCAAGAUCCAGCUUCAUGUGUUGUACAAGCCUCGGUUUGAGGAAUCCAGCUGCCCUGGCAACCAGAUAUGGAUAGAAGGGAUGGAUCAGAUGCUUGCCUGCAUCCCCCAGGGAAACCCCACACCAGCUCUGGUGUGUAUCUGGAAUGGGAUGGUUAUCGACCUUGAUGUUCCGCAGAAGGCCACCCAGAACCAUACUGGAACCUACUGCUGCACAGCCACUAACCAGCUAGGCUCUGUCAGCAAAGAUAUUGCUGUCAUUGUCCAAGGGCUGCACGAAGGGAUCACGUCCUCCACCAUUUUCAUCAUCGUCAUUUCCACCCUGGGCAUGGCUGUGAUCACCAUAGCACUGUAUCUGAACUACCAGCCCUGCAAAAGAAACAGGAGGAAACGGGCCCCUAGGCAGAGAGAGCAGAACAAAGAUGAGGAAAGCCAGUUCACUGACAUACAGGCAGAAGAGUGCAACUCGCAUUACUGCUGACGAGAAACAGCUCUUUGCUUGAGUGAGACUUCAGCUAGCAGCGUUUACGAGGAGGAAAGAGUAGACCACGGGGGAAGAGGAGUGUAACGGGAGGCUGCAUUCUCCUGUCUUCUCCUGCCCCCUCAUCUGGAGCUUGCCUUUCUCUCUUGAGUUUAUUCCAAUUUCUAGAAAUUCAGUCUGAUUGUUCUGACCAGCGAUAGAGCCUCUAGCUCCUUACUGUGUUAACUGCCCACACGAGCACACAAAGGCCUUGCCCUGCCCCUCAUUCCCACUACCCACGCCUCAAACAGCAAACAGAAAGAUCAUCAGAAACAUCCUGGAGAGCAUGGCUCAGGGUUCCUGGUGACUAACUAGGAACUGCAUAUGUAGUUCAGGGACAAGACUCCAUAGGGGUCAGCAGCAAAUAAAUGGGCAGGGAUCAGAGCUCUGCGCCCUGUCCACAUCCCCCCACUGCCGAUGACAUCAUAAGGGUGCUGGCUGGUUAAGCUUCACCCCAGGAACUCCCUGAACUUGACACUGAGUCAGAGAAGUAGCUUAACUAGUUUAUAGCAAAACAAAAAACCUAGGGCUGACUAUGCAACACAAGAUAGCCUCAGACUUGUGAUCCUCCAGCCUCAGCCUCCUGAGUGCUGGGAUUAGAAGUAUAUACUGUCACUCCCUAACAUUUUGGGGGGGGGCUUUAAAAUAGAAGAUAGAACCCUUCCUUGAAAUUGGUCAAUAGGUCCAGGGUGUCACACUCUGAAUUCCUAUUUGUAAAAGGCUGAGUCUGACAUCUGUUCUCCAUCUCCACAAAGAAUUGCCUGUUCUCAUCUUCUGCAAACAGUCCCCUGGGAUGGAGGGACACAACUCCACCGCAGAGUGUGUGCUUAAGCACAUACAGCUGGGCCUCGGCUCUGUCACACACCCCCAGCCCUCUGUGACAGUGUUCACCACAUGCUUUAGCUGCUCAGCUUCCUCCACUGCCCUUUGGAAGGAGUGUGUCUGCCUUGGUGAAGGCUUGAGGCAUCUAGCCAGGCCUCUCCUCUAGAGCUGCCAUGAACUGUUUUCUGAGAUGUUAGCUGUGAUAAAAAUAAAAUGGAUUUUGUGAUGUC
Messenger RNA from Cricetulus griseus (Chinese hamster), 3227 nucleotides. NCBI's taxonomy places the organism in Eukaryota, Metazoa, Chordata, Mammalia, Rodentia, Cricetidae. The record is from RefSeq and is a predicted model, not a curated record.